ACAUCCGUGGGUAAGAUGGUGGCCACCAGGCGAGCAGCGCGGCGGAGUGAGCCGGCACCGUCCACGGCAGGAAGCAACGGUUCUCCGAUGUGUCCCUCAAUGGAAGGCACCGCAUCUGUGAGGGCAACUAGGAGCAGAAGGAAAGUGAAUUCCCAACCAGAUGUAAUUUCUGAGUCUCAUUUUGAGAAAAUGAAGGAUCCCAAAGCAAAACUAGAUGUUGAAGAGCAAUUGGAGGUAGCAGACUCAGUUGCUGAACUGCAGGCUGAUGGAUAUAUUUCAGAAGCAGAAUCAAACUGUUCCUCUGUCACUGGUCUUCAGACACCCUCAUUCAUAAGGGUAACAAGAAGGCGGCAAAUUGUAGUUCCUUGUCAGUUAGAAUCUCCAGCUAAGAAUAGACCAAACAGGAGAACACUUCCCAAUGAAGACAGCAAAUUCCAAGAUGAUGAUAUCUCUGAAUCGGAAUCAUGCUGUUCCACUGUUUCAGGAAUGCAAACCUCUAGUGCCCCAAGAAUGACUAGAAGCAGACAAGCCAAGGCCAAUAUUGCCCCUGUGUAUGAAUCACAAGCUGAAGUGGUUUCUGAUGCAGAAUCAUGGUGCUCAGGUGUAUCCGUAGAACCUUCUGCUCAAUUUAAAAGAAUGACAAGGAGCAUGCGACUGAGACUGCAAGCAGAAACAAUAUCACAGGGUGAAAGGAAAAGUGAAAUUGUGGUAGGGGAUGAAAAAUCCCAGACAAUAAUAAUUUCUGAUACAGAACCCACAAGAUCUGAUUUUGAUAAACAAUUAUCAUCCUGUGUAUCGACUACUCAGAGUAAUGAGCAGCCUGGCCCCCACUCUGAAUCUAUCAUUGGUGGUGAUCUAAAGCAGAGAUUUUCAAGCAACUCUAAGACAACUACAACAAAAUCUACAAAAACAACACCUAAAAAAGAGAUGCGAAAGGAUAGGGACUGUGAAAUUGUGGAUUGUCCAGAGGAAGAGGUAGAAAAGGGCAAAAAUAUAAGGGAAUCUUCUAGAAAAGAAAUGCCAAAUGAUGUUUAUGAAAUUCUGGAGAGUUCAGAAGAAAUGUGUGAGCAAGCAUCAGAAAAACCUAGCAAAGGAACUGAAAAAUCAUCUCCAGUGAAGUAUACACCCACAGUCUCAAGGCAGACUGCCCCUAAUAAAGACAAACACAGCAUGGAGACCAGAAAGCUUUCACAGAAUUGUUUCCAUCAGCCAGAAGAGACAAUCGAUGUGGACAAGCUACAUGAAACAGGUAAUCUACAAAAUGAUAUAAUCGCAUCACAAAUUAUUGAAAGCAGUGAUGAAGACUGCAGGAUGUCUGUUGUUAGUAUAGGCAGCGAUGAAAGCCAGGAGGAUCCAGUUGCUGAAUCCUCUUUAUGCACAGCCAAACAAAUAGGGGAUGAGGGGUGUUCUACUAUGUCACUUCUUAUCAGUGAUGAGAGUGGUGAAUCUGACAGCAGUGAUUUGGAAGAAACCAGUGAAAUGAACAUGACUGCUAAUUGUACAAAUCGCUGUGAACAAACAGCUUUGGACACCUCCCACAGUGAAGUGCUCUUUGCAAUUGAUAAAACUCCUGGUUUACACACUAGCAAAACAUACUAUUUAGAAGAUAAGGACCCGGAGAUUGAUGGGGAAUGUAGAAAAAGCAACAAGUCCUCAGAACUGGAAGAAGAUGAGGAGGAAUUUAUCGACGAUGAUGAAGAUUCACUGAAUGUGACUAAUAAAGUUUUGUCAUUAUCAAGCAGCAUUGAUCCUGGCCUAGAUAUUAAAGACCUGGGAGGGUUGUAUAUUAAUUUUGAUGCAGGAAAACAGAAGCCUGGCUCACAUGGAAUUCGUGCCCUGAAGGAGAAAAAAAAAAAGAUGAGACUCUUGCAGAGGAGUACUGUAACUCCAGACUUUGAAAAAAGGGAAUGUGUUCCACCCUUAAGAGAAUCAGUCCACCAACCAAAGAAACAACGUAGGAGCGGGAAAAAAACAACAGGUGAUGGUUGGUUUGGUAUGAAAGCCCCAGAAAUGACCGGACAAAUUGAAAAAAUCCAUCUUCUUGUUCUGAAGAUGAGAGCAGCCAUUGAUCCUAAACGCUUUUAUAAAAAGAAUGAUAGAGAAGGUCUCCCCAAAUACUUCCAGGUUGGAACUAUUGUGGAUUCUCCAGUAGACUUUUAUCAUGCUCGAAUUCCCAAGAAAGAAAGGAAGAAAACUAUUGUGGAAGAACUUCUGGCAGAUGCUGAAUUUAGAAGAUACAACAAAAGAAAGUAUAAAGACAUCAUAGCUGAAAAAGCAGCCCUUGCAGCAGGCAAGAAAAACAAGAUAAAGAAGAAAUAUCAUAAAUAAGAUGGAACACUGCUUUGUGUAAAUUUGCAAAUUAUGGAUUAAUAUUUAUCAUAUAAGAACCAAGACAUAGCAGUCCUAUUUUGUCAACAAUGUUUGUUGCUAUCUUUUUGUUCAGUUUGAAAAUGAAAGGAAGAGCUUUCAUUGUCAGUAAACACCACUGUGUUUCAAAUUUUAGGAGAAAGAAAUACUAUUGCAUAAAAUCAAGAAUUCUGGAAACCUGUUGUUCAACUGUGCAAAGUAUCCCUUUUUAUUUAAAUCUGUCAAUCUUUGGGUUCAUAGAAAUAUAUAAACUUGAAAUCAGGUGAAUUUAAUUUACUAUUAAUUUUGGCACCUUAAUUUUGUUAAGGAAAUAUUGUAAAGCCACACUCUGGGAAAAAUGCUUUAUUCGUAAAAAAAAUAUGCACAUGCGAAUAGCAGUUCUAAGGGAUCUCUGGAGGUUUUACAUAAUGUCUUUUUGCAACAAAACUAUAUUUUAAAAUAUAUUCAGUGUCAAUUUUUGAAACAUUUGUAAAGUCUUAAAUGUACAUGGUACAAUUCCUAUUUGAGAAUAUUGCAGCUCAUCUUUUUUGUAAGUUGCAUCUUUUUAAUGCAUUGGGUUGUACCCAAAGUUCUGUUCUACUAAUGAUGAGACCUUCUUUGAGUGUGUUAAUUUUGCUGAUGUUUUAUUAUACUCUGCAAUAAAAGCUAACAGUGAUAGCUUAAA
Sphaerodactylus townsendi is the source of this 3031-nucleotide messenger RNA. It is a transcript of the gene DNTTIP2, whose product is annotated as deoxynucleotidyltransferase terminal interacting protein 2. NCBI's taxonomy places the organism in Eukaryota, Metazoa, Chordata, Lepidosauria, Squamata, Sphaerodactylidae. The record is from RefSeq and is a predicted model, not a curated record. Gene Ontology annotation, biological process: RNA processing. Gene Ontology annotation, cellular component: nucleolus. Gene Ontology annotation, molecular function: RNA binding.